This is a messenger RNA of Mya arenaria, 1424 nucleotides long. RefSeq lists its product as uncharacterized. The transcript has 6 exons. NCBI's taxonomy places the organism in Eukaryota, Metazoa, Mollusca, Bivalvia, Myida, Myidae. The coding region runs from base 31 to 1125 and encodes 364 amino acids. The record is from RefSeq and is a predicted model, not a curated record.
ACGAGGUUGUUACCUUUCAACCGAAUCGAGAUGGAGAGAUCGGCGGCUGAAUAUCUUGUGUAUUUGAGAGAAAAUGUUUCUGAUCUCAAACAAGAGGCCAAAGAUAUGGGUCUUACUGAAGAAGAAAUAAAAUUCUGCAUUGAUAAAGCACUGUCAUUGGACAGCAACCAAAAUGAAUUGAUAAAUUCCCCAAAAAACAUUGCAAGAAAGUGCUUUCAUUACUUCCGGGUUCUCCUGAAGAUAUGGAUUCUGGCUUGUCUUCUGCUGAUUGCAGCAAUCUGUGGCGGGUUAUUUCUGAUUGAAACCCACAAGCCUUCAGCUGAUUUCGUUUCAAGAACUCUCCAACCUUACGGCUACGCAAUUUUUCGAUCUUUGCGGCUGUCAACACUUCCAGUUCACAGAUGGAUGAACAUAACUGAGUACUAUAACGCCGAAUGUAUUGUCGACAACCCUUACUAUGUGGAAGAGUUCAACUACGAAUGCAAAGUGUGUGAGAACUUCAAGAACCUGAAAGUGAUGAAUGCAACGGAUUUCACUGAAGAAAGAUUCAAAGCCUUUGCUCAUGCUUUUAAACCAGUUCAUUUGAAGGGGGUUCAAGACAGGAAUGUGGAUUACCAGGACCUUAGGAACACAUACAAGUUGAACAGGGAGGUCUUGCUUGAGAGCUUGUACAAGGUCACCAGUCUGGAUGUUCACAUCAGAAGUCUCGGGGACAUCUUUGAGUCGGACCUUGGUGAACAAGUCAACACAUCCAGUUCCAUUAGAAUUGAUUGGUUUUCCCAGUCUGUAACUGCCAGUGUUGUGUUAAGGGGUCUCUUUCCCAGACCAAAGGUGGUGCCAGAAAAACAUGAGAUACCAUUGGAGAAGCAUGUCUUUAUCUUGGGACCAAACUCACCAACAUUUGAGCUGCCUCUGACCAUGCACCCUAUUCAGCUGUACAUCCAGGGGAGCGGACAGCGACGUCUGUUAGCUCGACCUCACAAGAACUGCAGAGACUCAUGCAACACCCUGCUUGCCUUUAUGGAGCCUGGAGAUGCUUUAAUGUUGCAGAAUGAUGUUUGGGAUGGCUGGGUUGCUACGGGAGAUGGUCCAAGCAUUGGUUACCUAAUUUCUAUAGGCAUCUAGCUUCCAGAUAAGAGAGUGUGGUCAACAGGGGAUUGUCAUGGAUUACUCUUAACAGCAAAAACAUUCCAGUGUUUUCAUCAAUUUACUUUUAACGCACUAGACCCUAGUUAAACCAGUUUUCUUUUUUCUUUAAUUGACUGUUUAUAGCUGCCUACUUAAAGGCUAUUGUACAAUGUUUGAAAUAAAGAAAGAAAUUUUUGCCCUAAUACAUUUUCAACAUUUUAAAAAUAGAAAUUAUUGUUCUUUUGAUUAUACUUAGUGUGCAUUUAAUAUGUAAUGAAAUAAAAUUACCACUGACA